UGUGUGUGUGUGUGUGUGUGAGAGAGAGAGAAAAAAGAGAGAGUGUGUAUGCUCUGCUCCUUUCCUUUCUUUGUUUGACUACUGAGUGGAAAAAGGGAGACAGAGAGUGUGUGUGAGUGAGAGAGAGGAGGGUGAGAGAGAGAGGAGAGAAAGAGAGGACAAGGAGAUUCAAAGCCAGAAGUACACACUUUUUUGGGAGAAGACAAAGGAGUAUUCUCUUUGUAAAAAAUAUAUUUUAUUUUUUUUUGAAAAAAUAACUGCAUGCUUUUGACACCAGUGUCAGAUUUAGAUCUGAUGUGAGUGUGUUUAUGUGUAUCUCUCCGGCUGGCAGUGUAUGUGUUUGUGUGUGUUUGUAGGGGUGAAAGGGGGGCAGCCUUCUCCCGGCCCCCGUCUGAUUUAAAGGGAAAAAGAGGACACACAAAGCUUGGAGCGCUAGCUAAGCAGACAGGCAAAAUCUGCUGAGCUAGCCUUCGCCGAACCUAAAAACACAAUCUGGAUAUUACCAUCGUCAACCUCUCACCCCCACACAACACUACCUAACCCCCAACCCACGGUGCUGGCAGGAGGAGGCGCAGGAGGAAGUAUGGUCAUACUCUAACCCCCCCACACCCCUCCCCUGCUGCUGGGACAGACCGGAGCUUCUACACUCACCUGGGUUGAGGCAGCCCCAGAGAGAUGACUGACAGCAGAAGCUGAGACUCAAGACUGUGAAUCUUCAUAAGGUGCUAAACUUUAAGCCAACAGGCUUGUCGUUCCUUGGUGCUGUAGCCAGACAGGCAGACUUGCAGACGCUCCCUGCUCUGUGUUGGGAGGGUGGCCUUCUCUGUUCUGCAGUGGAGGGCUUCACACACACAGCUACUGUGGCUGGAUGCAUCACGCGGUAGAGCAGUUUGGCGGGCGUGGCACACGGGACUCCUUCCCUCUGGACGGACUCAGUCGGGGACCAUGGGCUCCCGUGGGCGGCCGCACCUGGGCGCCACCUGCCAGGUGUUCGCCAGGUAUCAAUCAACACCAGCUCAUUCCCCACCUCCCACCCAAUCACAUGGGUGGACUGAACCAUCCCAGUAAAUACUACAAUAAUGGUCCCAUGCAGGCGCGUGGGGGAGAGAAGCUGGACCUGUCCCCGGCCAUGCUCCCUGCCCUCCAGAGGGAGGCAGCCCAGAGGCCUCCCCCCCCUCCCCACCGCGUCUGGGAGCAGCUGUACGAGUCCCACCCUCCCUCGGGACCCGGACCCUUGCCCGGCGACCACGCGCCUCGCCUGCACAACGGCUACAACCCGGGACCUCCCCCCGCCCCCCAUCACCCCCCCGGCAGACCCAAUCAGCUGCUGAAGUACGGGGGACCUCAGGAGCAGCAUAUCUCCAGGGCUCCGCCCUCCCUGGGAGAUGAGCUGUGGGCGCAGGUGCAGCAGGGCCAGCAGAGGGGCUACCCAGGGAAGAUGAUGGGGGGUCAGCUGAAGAGGCCGGCCCCGCCUCUGGGGGAGCACUCGGUCAUUCAGCACGCCCCGCUGCACCCCUCGUCGCGCCCAGGAGACGACUGCCCCAGCCCCAGCAAGAGGAAGAGGAGCUCAGACCAGGUACCUCAUCCAGGGAUGCAGAGGUUCUCUGGUGCCAGCCAGCCCCCCCUGCAGCCCAGCUACCCCCCUCCCAAGCCCACUUUCUGGAACCCCAUACACAAGGCCAAUGCCCCCUGGCCCCAGCCCGAACGCAAGAACCCCUCCCUGGAGUUCCAGGUCAGAACCGACUCUGGCAAGCCAGGCAUGGGCGGUGGCUACACCCACAAGCCCCUCCAACCCUCCGCCCCCUCGCCCCUCACCCCCACAUCAUCCCCUGGGGGUUACCCCCAGCAGGGGCGUGGCGCCCCCCCACCCCACAAAGCUCCCUUCCAACCUCAGGCUCUCAAUCAAUCCCUUCACAACCAGCACCACCCUUCCUCCUACCCCCACCCCAACAAGCCAGUCUCAGCCCCCCCGCGUGUGGAGCCCAGGGCCGCACCGCCUCAGAGGGGGCCCAACCAGGGGGGCCGCAUCCAGCCCCCUCCACACCCCUCCAGGGGGGACCGAGAACACCCUCACGCCCACCCUCACCCCCAGCCCUCACCAGCAAACCCGACCGGCGUGCCUUACAGCCAUCCCCAGUUCCAGCCCCACCCAGGGCUGCAGGGCCCCCCUCCUGCCAGCUCGUCCUCAGUACCUCAGCUGCACAGCCAGGCCCAGAACCAGGCCCAACAUCAGGUCUGGAGACACCCCAACCAGGGCAGGCCAGGCCACCAUCAUAACAUGGAGUCUGGUCACUACAGGGUCCCCGGCUCAGCACCUCAGGGGCAGCAGAGCCACAACCAGAACCAACAGGAGAACCGGGCUCCAGCCCCAUCCCAGAGCCAGCAUCAUCAGUACCCGAGCCCCCUUCCCCACGGCCUCCCGGCUUCCACUCGGACCCCUGUCAUCACCCAGAACCCACCCGUUUCCCAGCCUCCCUGUUCUGUGAAUCGUUUCGCCAACUCCAACGCCCACAGUUCCGGUGGUAUCAUUUCUGGACCUUCCAUCUCUACAUUGACCACAGCACCCCCUGCUGUCUGCUCUGCAGUCAACAGCAGCAGCCCCUGGAGAGGGCCCCAAACCACCACCCCCUCCUCCCUGGAUGCCCUCCUGCACCCAGGCUAUCAGGGAGCCCACCUGGGUCUAGGCAGCCUGCCUCCCUCUCAGGCCCCCAGGCCCCAGCAGCCCCCCAGCAACCACCAGCCCACACAGGGGAAGUCCUACUAUGGACGAUCCGACCUGGAGCGCUACCAGACGUCCUCGGCACCCUCGUCUUCGUCAUUAGGCCUGGGAAGGACUGGAGAGAGUGUCAUCACCAGCAGGGCGUCCAACCCUGCCCUCGCCGUGACCAGCUCCCCCCUCCAUCGCCCCAUGCACCCACCUGCCCCAGCCGUGACCAGCUCCCCCCUCCAUCGCCCCGUGCACCCACCUGCCCCAGCCGUGACCAGCUCCCCCCUCCAUCGCCCCAUGCACCCGCCUGCCCCAGCCGUGACCAGCUCCCCCCUCCAUCGCCCCAUGCACCCACCUGCCCCAGCCGUGACCAGCUCCCCCCUCCAUCGCCCCAUGCACCCACCUGCCCCACACCACUCCGGCACGCAGCCUUCCACAAACCCUACCUUCUCCAGACUCGGCCCCCAACCGAGCCCCUCUGUUCAGGGCUACUCUCACCCUGCCCCCCAGCCCCCCGCCCCCGUAACCCAGUCGAUAGAAGAAGCUUUGGAUAAACUGGAUGCAGAGUUAGAGGGCCACAUGCAGGCAGAGGAGAGGAGGAGAGACUGGGAGAGAGAGAAGGAGCAGAGGAAGAGGAGGGAGGAGGAGGAAGAGAGGCAGGAAGAGGAGAGGAAGAAACGAAGGGAGUGCGAGAGAAAAGAGGAGGAGCGAAAGAGGAGAAUGGAGAGGAAGAUGAAGGAGGAGGAGAUGACGAGGAAAGGAAGAGAGGAGAGCGCCAUCGAGAGUUUGGAAAGACUCCUGUCAAACAGAACUUUGCCGUCUUCAAUGUCGUCGUCGUCAUCCUCCACGCCCCAACCUCCAUGUCUCUCCUCCGUCACCAACUCCAAUCCUCCACCCUCGACCCAGUCCUCGCCCCCUUACCCCUGGCUGAGCCGGGGAGGUGUGCCCCCUUGUCCUUCAGUCCAGGCCGCAGGGAUCCAACCUCCCCCAACCCCCUUGGAAAGACUCUGUCCCCCCCCGCUCACCCCCCAGACCGAGUACGCCAGGGAGAAGCAGAGGCAGAGAGAGAUGUGGGGGGGCAACAACGUAGGCCCCAAUCCCCCCUCAAAAAGUACCUCAGGGAUGACCCAGCCCUCCUACCCCAGCCCUGCCCCCUCCUCCAACCCCCACCAGACCACGGCGCAAGGUCUACCACCCAAAAGUGAGAGAGGCAGCCCGGAGGGCGGGGCCCUCGGCCCCCCGAAGCUCUUCCAGGCCUUCCCCAGAGACGCCCUGUGCUCCGGCACCGCCUCCAGCACCACGGGGGGCCUCCUCCAGAAGCGCAUGCCCAGCGGAGGGCUCGGCAGCCUGGGCAGCAGCACCAACAGCUCCAGCGGGGACUCGGACAGCGCCCAGUUUGAGGAGGAGCCCUCAGACAUGUCCACCCUGCUGCCCGACGGCCUCGCCAACAUCAUGGCCAUGCUGGACGAGUCCAUCAAAAAGGAGGAGGAGCUCUGCAGUGGCGGCGGCGACCAGGGCAGGUCUCCGGUCGUCGGCGUCUCCGCUUUCCAGGCCGGCGCCAUGCCGCCCAUCAAGAGCUACCUGUGCGCCCCGGACCUCAUCCCGGCGCCCAAGCAGCAAGCCCAGGAGGACUUUGGGUCACUCGACGACCACUCCAGCCCUCCUGUCCUCAGCCGCCAGGGCUCCCUGGCCUCCCCCUGCAGCCGCACCUCCUCCCUCAACGACGAGGACGAGGACGGCGGCGGCAGUCCCAAACCCGCCCUCCCCCUCGGCGGCAGACAGAACAUGGACGCCGGAUCGGGAACGGCGGGGACCAACUACAGUCCCAGCGACCUGGCCAAGCUGUACGGCAUCCCGGAGCAGGGGAAGAGCGAGGCGGAGGACGAGGACGAGGAGUCGGAGACCACGCCGUCCUGCUCCCCGCCGCCUCAGAGGCCCCACCUCCACCAGACGGGCGUCAACAGCAGGGCGCUGGCGUCCUCCGUGCUGGAGAGCCAGAAGUACGUCUACCGAGGAGGGCCGUUCGGACGCCCCCCGCCUUCUGCGCUAGUCGGGGUCAAGUACUCCUCCUCGCUCUCGUUGGGCCCCGACAUCUGCCGGCAGCAGCAGAGCACCUCCCCGACCUCCGACUCGACCAAUCAGCCAAGCUUCAACUCGGCUGUCCCGCCCAUGAAGUCACGGCCGCAUUCCCCGAUUGGCUGGCCAGAGAGCAGGAAGAUAAAGGUGGAGGAGCCGGACGACUGGAGGGAAGACGGAAAGGAGAGGAGGAUGAGCUCAGGAAAGGAGUCUUGCUCCCUCACAGAGUCGAUCAAGACGGAGCCUAAAGAAGAGAUGAAGCUGACCACCAUCUCUGAGUCGUCUCUGGCUGAGCUUGGCCGGAGCUGCGAGGUGUUCCUCAACAGCCAGACUCUGCCCAGCAGGAACCACUCAGACCAGACCAAGACCCAGCUCAAACAUGAGGACAGACACAAGCCCGAGAGAGAGAAGGAACGGGACAGGGAGAGGGAUAGAGAGAAGGCCAAGAAGAAGAAACAUGGGAGUACCCACAGCAGUCACAGCAGCAGCAGCGGCAGUAGCAGCAGCAGCAAGAAGCAUGAGGAAAGGACGGAUAGGAAGAAAAAGCACAGGGAGAAACGAGAGAUGUUCUCCUCCUCCUCCUCCUCUUCCUCCCACUCGAGCUCCAGCAAACGGCACAAGGAGAAAAAGGACAGGCGGAUUCUGGGAGAUCUGGACCUCCAGAGCAAGGAGGUCAGGGAGAAGGAGCGGGCCCACUCGGACGCCGAGAGGAAGAGGAGGAGGGAGGCGGUCGAGGGCUCCACCAGCGAGGGCGAACACGCGGAGUGGGCGUCCCAGAGCGGAGUCGACCGGGCAGCCUCCAAGGACCAGGCGGACGCGGCGGGCUCGGCGCUGGGCUCCAACGACUUCCUGAAGCUCAAGGCGCUGUCGGACGGGCCGCCCAAGGAGCUGAAGAUCCGCCUGAUCAAGGUGGAGAGCGGAGCCCGCGAGACGUUCAUCGCCUCGGAGGUGGAGGAGAAGAGGAUCCCCCUGGAGGAGAUCAACAUCAGGAACUCUGCCAGCGAGGUCAUCAGGGCUUGCAAGGGGGCCAGAGUGAAGGGAAAGUUCAGAGAGUCCUACCUGCUGCCUGCCUUUUCUGUGAAACCCGUCAUGUCUGUGGAUCCUAUCCCCCGAGAGAAACUCAACCCUCCCACCCCGAGCAUCUACCUGGAGAGCAAGAGAGACGCCUUCUCCCCGGUGCUGCUGCAGUUCUGCACCGACCCUAAGAACCCUGUCACCGUCAUCAGAGGCCUGGCAGGCUCGCUACGACUCAACCUGGGCCUGUUCUCCACCAAGUCCCUGGUGGACGCCAACGCGGAGCACGCCGUGGAGGUGAGGACGCAGGUGCAGCAACCGGCCGACGAGAACUGGGACGCCAGUGGGCGGGGCCAGACGUGGCCCUGCGAGAGCAGCCGCUCCCACACCACCAUCGCCAAGUACGCCCAGUACCAGGCCUCCUCCUUCCAGGAGAGCCUGCAGGAGGACAAGGGCAGCGACGAGGAGGAGGAGGAUGAAGAACAGAAGGAGAAGAAGCAGCCUGGAAUUUUGGAGAUGCAGUGUAAAGAGGGAGUGACUACCGGUGGCAGCGCCGAUCAGAAAUCAGUGGGGAAGAUCAUCAAGUUUGGGACUAACAUCGACCUGUCAGACCCUAAGAGGUGGAAGCCCCAGUUACAGGAGCUGCAGAAGCUACCAGCCUUCAUGCGGGUGGCGUCCAGCGGCAACAUGCUGAGUCACGUGGGACACACCAUCCUGGGCAUGAACACUGUCCAGCUCUACAUGAAGGUCCCAGGCAGCCGCACCCCUGGUCACCAGGAGAACAACAACUUCUGCUCGGUUAACAUCAACAUCGGUCCUGGAGACUGUGAGUGGUUCUCUGUGCACGAGAACUACUGGCCCGCCAUCAACGACUUCUGUGAAAAACAUGGAGUGGACUAUCUGACGGGGUCCUGGUGGCCGGUCCUGGAGGACCUGUACCGCUCCAACAUCCCCGUGUACCGCUUCAUCCAGCGGCCCGGGGACCUGGUCUGGAUCAACGCCGGGACAGUCCACUGGGUCCAGGCUGUGGGCUGGUGCAACAACAUCGCCUGGAACGUGGGGCCGCUCAACUCUUACCAGUACCAGCUGGCCCUGGAGCGGUUUGAGUGGAACGAGGUGAAGCGGGUCAAGUCUAUCGUCCCCAUGAUCCACGUCUCCUGGAACGUGGCGCGCACCGUCAAGGUCACCGACCCCGACACCUACAAGAUGAUCAAACACUGCUUGCUGCAAUCCAUCAAACACAUUCAGAUCCUGAGGGACCAGCUGGGGGCCUUGGGGAAGAAGAUCUCCUACCAGAGCAGGGUCAAGGACGAGCCUGCCUACUACUGCAACGAGUGUGACGUGGAGGUGUACGACCUGCUGUUUGUGACCAGCGAGACUGGGAGUAGGAAGACCUACGUGGUGCACUGUGAGGACUGUGCCCGCCACCGUAGUCCCAGCCUGGCCAACGUGGUGGUGCUGGAGCAGUACCGCAUGGAGGACCUGAUGGCCACAUAUGACAGCUUCAACCUGGCGUCACCCUCCACUUCGCGAUGACAGACCUCCUCCACAUUCAGUUCCUCUCAGCCAUAACCAAAACUCCUGCAAGCCAGGACAAAUACAUUCUUACUUUGGUGAUUUUAAUUUUGCUUCCUUUUAAAAUGUGUUUUUGUAGUUUUUUUUGUUGUUUUUUACUACUACUGCUAAUACUUGCAAUUACAGCCAAUUGAAAACCAGUUUCCUCAUCACUGUUUACAAAAUAAAACAUUAAAAAAAGAAAAGAAAUGCCACCAAUCAUAUGCCAGUUUACUCUCAAUGGUGCUCAUGAGAAGACCAGACACCUGGUUAUGGAGGACUUGAAGAUGUACAGCAGUUGGCACUGCCAUUGAACAAACUAAACAUAGGGAGUCAGUGGUUUCAACGGCAUGCUAUUGUUUCUGAAUUUAGUUUUAAGUUCGAUUUGUUUUUGUCAUCUUGAAUACUGAAAUUUGUACAUUGCUGUUUGUAUUUUAUGUGGGGUGAUGUUUUUCCUCGAUAAUUUAUUGUUUUGUUUUCUAAACUAGAUCCGCCUAGCUAUAUACCACAUUGGCCUUGUGACUUGUAUUUAGAGAUGAAAUGAAAAAUACUAAUAAUAGAGAUAUGAACAUUUUUCUAAAGCAUUAAGAAUUUUUAAAAAUGCAAUUGUUUGGAAUGCUUCAGAACAUACGGGUUUAAAAAGACUUGUUUUUUAAUUUUUGUUUUGUCUUUCCGAAUCUUGUGUUGUUUUUAGAUUUUUUUUUUAACUUUUACAAAUGAAUUAUAUUAUUUCUUCUGGAGAAAAAGAUUCAAGCGUCAGGCCUCCCUAAGACUACAUUAAGUCUUGUGUUCAGUUCAAUACUUGCUACCAACCACCAUUUUCAUACGGUGUCAUACUUGCAAUUGUUUUGCUAAAUACAGAUUUAUAAUUUUCCUGGAUUUAACGUGUAAAUGUUUUGUUUUAUUUAAAUGUUUUUUUUUCUAUUUAUUGGAUAUCAAUGCUAUCCCCUUUUUGAAUAGGGUUGUACAAGUUUGAAAAGUUUUCUAUGGUGAUUCUGAUUUUUGAAUUUAGAAAGUUGAGGAGGAGGGGGGGGGGGUGUAUAUGGGGGGGCUGCUGUUUCACUGGUGCUUACCUCCCCCAUAUUGGUCUCUCACCCCUCCAGGUAUAUAUAAAUGAUAUCUUUAAUAAAUAUAACUCCACUUUUCCCUUAGAUGCUAGGAACACACAGGACGUAGAGACGACUAACGGAAUGCUGUAUCUGUAAUUAUGCUCAUUUUGAAAGUUAAAAAAAAAACGUAAUUACAAUUUCUUGAAGAUACAGAAAGUGUAGUUAUGCUUGUGUUUAUCUGUAGGUGCUUUUAGAUUUGAAAUGAUUUAAAUGUUUUUUUAUUUUUUAGAUAUUAUAAUAUGAUGGAUAUUGAUUAUGGGAUAGAUGGUGCUAACUGUUCCUUGAACAAACUCCUGUCUCCUUUCCUAAGAUGAAAAUUAUUUUUUUCCUCUUGCAAUAUACCUUUCCUUUUCUCCUUCUCUUUGUCGUCAUGUACUUAAAACUGCACUGUUUUAGAGAAUUCACUCAUACACACAACCAACUGAGCCAGACUUGUCUUAAACACUUUGUGAAUUUGUGUGACAUUACUAUGACUAUUAAUAAACGCUUUUGAUAAACCCAA
Molecule: messenger RNA, 8962 nt
Organism: Hypomesus transpacificus
Lineage: Eukaryota; Metazoa; Chordata; Actinopteri; Osmeriformes; Osmeridae
Gene: kdm6ba
Product: lysine (K)-specific demethylase 6B, a
Exons: 23
Coding region: 869-7333 (2154 amino acids)
Biological process (GO): regulation of gene expression; heart development
Cellular component (GO): MLL3/4 complex
Molecular function (GO): histone H3K27me2/H3K27me3 demethylase activity; chromatin DNA binding; RNA polymerase II cis-regulatory region sequence-specific DNA binding
Source: RefSeq, a predicted model, not a curated record